AACAUCUGUUCUUCAAAAACAUCUGAUGUCAAAUUAAUCAACUAGCAAAAUGAAGUUUAAAACUAUUUUGGAGUUGUUUCUGGUAAUUUUCAUUUUUGCUUUUGUUGCGGGAGUUGAAAGUAAAGCUACUGACGAACAUAUUUUGCAAAAGAGAUCGGAACCGAAUCUGAUUCAGUUGGCUGCUAAAAAUCAAUUUCAAGGAAUAACACAGGAUGUGGUUGAUAUUCUGCGAAGUAGCAUUCCAAGAUCGAUCGGUAUAAACAUCAACUGGGACGCAAUAGUCAAUCUCAUUCCACAUAUUCUUGCGGUUAUUUAUUACGCCUUUUCCUCGAAUUGGUGUUUAAUUUUAACUAAUUUAAUGGUGAUUGUAAGAACAAUUAGCAACUCUUGUGAUGCAUAAUGUUUCCGUUGGAAAAAUAAUAAUUGACGAUGUAAAAAUGUUUUGAAUAAAGUUUCAUUCUUUCAUUUGUGCAA
Messenger RNA from Agrilus planipennis (emerald ash borer), 474 nucleotides. RefSeq lists its product as uncharacterized. Bases 50 to 400 code for a protein of 116 amino acids. Lineage: Eukaryota; Metazoa; Arthropoda; Insecta; Coleoptera; Buprestidae. The record is from RefSeq and is a predicted model, not a curated record. The transcript is spliced from 2 exons.